AUGCCGCACAGGCUCUCGGACGCCGAGGCUGCGACCGCGGCCGGCGCCGACACCGCUCAUUGCAAAAGUUUCGGGUCUAUCCUUGCCGAGCACCGUCAGCUCGGAUCAGAGGCUGCAGGCGAGAGCGCCAUCGACGACUCAGACGCGGAGUGGACGGAGACGGAGAGCGUCUCCGAGGAUGAGGACAAGGUUCAGGAGAAAAACCCGCGGCCAGAGGAUGUUCAAUUGACUUUCGAGCGUGAUACCUCAAGGCUGAGAUUAACCGCACAGACAUCUCUCCUCAGCCUCCUGUUGAUGACCGAAGGCCCGUCCACGAAGGUCUACAGCAACUACGCCUCACAGGGGGCCUCGCAAACGACGCAAAACAAGUCGACCAUCGGCAACUCCCCCAACGACUCUGACGGGGGCCUCCAGAUGAAGAAGACCAGAGACGAGCAUCCUCGGGUCAAGACCACCAAAGAGACCAGACGCCCGCCUCCUCAGCCCGGGCUCACCAAGGGGGCCAGGCUCCGGCCUCCUCAUCUCAACACCAACAAGGACAUUCCACGUUCUAACCCGCGACCCGUCCCCUCCGAUGGACGAACCAACCACGACCAGGCUGUGCUCUCUCCUCGCACCAUACACCGCAAUAUAGCGGCGACCGAGCUUACCGAGUCUCUUCGCCGCGAGCUGCGCUGGAUGCGAGAGAAUGACUUGACCGUGAAAGCCGUGAAGGAGGAGCGCGAGAAGGAGGAUAUCGAAGGUCUCACGCCGAAACUCGAGAAGAUGAGGUUGUCCGACAGGUCCGGCAACGACGAGAACUACGUUACUAGUUGGGAUAACCUUUGGUAA
Molecule: messenger RNA, 831 nt
Organism: Microdochium trichocladiopsis
Lineage: Eukaryota; Fungi; Ascomycota; Sordariomycetes; Xylariales; Microdochiaceae
Exons: 1
Coding region: 1-831 (276 amino acids)
Source: RefSeq, a predicted model, not a curated record